Molecule: messenger RNA, 807 nt
Organism: Penicillium soppii
Lineage: Eukaryota; Fungi; Ascomycota; Eurotiomycetes; Eurotiales; Aspergillaceae
Exons: 1
Coding region: 1-807 (268 amino acids)
Source: RefSeq, a predicted model, not a curated record
AUGUCUAUCUUGAUCCUCGAAACUGCGGAGAAGCAGGUCAAUGUCUCUAAAGUCGAAGACAAGAAGCUAGCCCCCUCAAGUCGUUACUUGUUUCAAACUAGUGCCGUCCUUUACCGCAGAGGGGGUUUCCGUCUUCUCCUAAAUGGCAUCGGUUCCGCUUGUACCUACUGGGUGAUGCACUCCUCGGUGACGAAACUAUCAACUACUCUGCUUCCUAGUCCGGUGGCGUAUAUUAUUACAUCAGUCCUGCUCGCGGAGAACCAUUUCUUCUGGACCGCGCACACCGUCCUUCCGCGCGACCAGCUGCGCUUUGUGUCUACUCCCCGCGAUCGCAGACGAUGGAGAGCUCUCGUACUUCCCACUUUGAUCUACUCCGCGGCUGAAGCAGUGAUGAUGUAUUUGCCGGAUCUACUCAACAGUAGUCUUGCUCCGGCGUCGAACGAGAAGGUCACGAUAGAGGGGUCAUUUUAUAUUGUGAGAUCCGAUAUCCUGAUAUCGGCGCUCAUGCUCUUUACCCAGAUUUCUCUCCUGCUUCCCUCUAACAUCGUGUUGAUUCUGGUGCAGGCCAGUCUUCUGCCACCGAGCUGCGAGACGUUGAUUUUUAGGCCGUCACGACAGCAGCAGCAGGGUAUACGGGUAGGAGAGAUCAUUUCGGCGGCCAACCGAGAACCGCUACAGGCACGGGAGGCGGCGCAGAUGAUUGGGAUAGGAAGGUUGCUUAAUUGUCUGGAACUGCAUGGAAAGAUGUGUUUAUGUUUGCUUGUAAUUGGCGCUAUGGUGCAUUUGAUGGUCUACUCUAUGUUGUAA